AUGGAAUCUUAUGAAAAAGCUUUACAAUGUCAAAAUGAUCCUUAUGCAAAAGCUAUAAUUCAACUUAAUAUUGAUGUAAUACAUUCAAUGAAUAAAAGUAAUGAUACAACAUUUAAAUGCUAUGUUGAAGCACGUGAUAUACUUAAACAAAUUCAUCCAUGUCCAUAUAAGGCAAUAACUCAAUGUCAAGGUAUUAUUGGUAAUUAUUAUUUAACUUUAAAAGAUUACAAUACAGUCGAAGAUUAUUAUUGUGCAACAUUUGAAAUGAGUAAUAGAAUUUCACUUAAUGCUGAUCAUAUUCGAAUUAAAUCUAUAAAAGCAUUAGCUGAUUUAUAUAAUAAGCGAGGCAUGAAGCAACAUGCUAUUGAUUUUUGUCAAGAACAAUUGUUUAUUUAUGAAAAAGAGCCAUUUGAAAAUCAGAUUAGCAUUACAAAUAUUUUAAUAGCUAUUGGUGAUUAUACGAUGAUAAUAAUGAUGAAAAGAUACGAGUAUUGGAUAGAGCAUUGUCUAUAUUAA
This is a messenger RNA of Rotaria sp. Silwood2, 516 nucleotides long. Lineage: Eukaryota; Metazoa; Rotifera; Eurotatoria; Philodinida; Philodinidae. The record is from the annotation of a GenBank genome assembly.